Solea senegalensis (Senegalese sole) is the source of this 2024-nucleotide messenger RNA. RefSeq names its product migration and invasion inhibitory protein (gene miip). Bases 88 to 1311 code for a protein of 407 amino acids. The transcript is spliced from 9 exons. Gene Ontology annotation, biological process: negative regulation of G2/M transition of mitotic cell cycle; negative regulation of cell migration. Lineage: Eukaryota; Metazoa; Chordata; Actinopteri; Pleuronectiformes; Soleidae. The record is from RefSeq and is a predicted model, not a curated record.
GUUGUUGUGGUUUGAUUUGAUUCACAAUGGGAAAACGGUGACUUUGGAGGACUUUAAUUGAUCUUAACUCGGUCCAAACUUGAAAUAAUGUCGUCCUCUAGUCGACUAGACCUUCUGCGAGAGCGCAACAAAGACUUACUGAAGCAGUUGAAGGAGCAGAGCGAGAAACUGGAGCUUUUGCGCGGUUACUUUCGGAGCCGCGAGGAGGACGGAGAUGGUGAGGCAGAGGCAGAGGCGAGGAGCCGGUCUGAAGAAGUGGUGGUGACCCGGACCGAUGGAGAACGCGGUCCCGCCCAAGCCGCCCUCUCCGAGCAAACUACCCUGAAGUUUGCAGAUUUGUGUGACAAUAAAACAGGCACUGAGAGCAAUGUUCCUACACCACCUGUGACCUCCAAAUGUGAAAGAACUACUCAACAAACAGACUCCCCACCAGACAGUGAUGGUCGUCUUCGAGUACAGGAAACGAGUCCACAUGGCCUCAAGUCCUGUUUAGCAAAGAACAACAAAGAGCAGAGAGAGAUGCAACGGCGAGUCACAUUUCAGUCUCACGACUGUGAAGAGCCUGCACCUGAUUGUGAAGUACCUGCAACUGACAGGCAUCAUUUGCAGCCCUUACUUGGAUAUGACUGGAUAGCAGGAGUUCUGGAUUCUGAGGACACCGUUACCCAGUGCUCUGACGAGUUCUUCAAUGACCUGCAUGUUUUCCGAUCCCUCUAUAAAGAUGAAUGUGUCCACAGUUCAACUGCAGACUCCCUUAAUAGAUUUUCUGAGGAGAACCAAUCAGGGCUGGACCUGCUAACAGACAAGGAUGAUCCACAAGCUCACACAGACACUCAUAAAUGUACGUUCUCGUACAGGAUUAACAGCAGACUGUUCCCUGCGCCGCUUCACUCUCGGGAGUGCUGUCCUGUGUGCAAAAAGCACAAGUCGUCCCAUCCUCACACUACAGCAGACCCAGCUCUAAUCAGGGUCAGUCUCCCCCGCUCCACUGUUUUGCCACCACACAAGUACAAAGCACAUCGGCGAUGCAGUUUUGACCCCACUGAUAGUUUGGGGUUACCAUCGCACUGUCUCUCAGGGUGGUCACACACAGCUCAGAGCACCGUGCCACCUCCCAGCAGCCUCGAUAUGCGAAGCAGUCUAAACACAAAGAGCUCAGCACAGGUGACGUACAAGGAACUAGAGGAUGCGUCCACGCCGCAAAUGUCUGCUGACCAGAUAGCAAAUGUGUCAAAGCUGCCGCGGCACAACUUUCGACACUUCUCCCCAAAAAGAAAAAAAAUAGGAAACACGUCUUACCAAGUGUGCUGACAAACCACAUCUAUUUUUAAAAUAACCAAUUUUCACACCCCCAAGAUAAGUUUUUAUAGAAGUGUAUAACAGAUAUAUCAAGAUCAUUGCUCAAUUGAAUAUGUAUUUUCAAACUUGCCUUGGUCUCAUGAGAUAAUGCAGCUUACAUGACAUGAGGUUUAGUUUUAGUUCUUCAUUUUCCCUGAACAGAUUCACUUCAGCAUGUGACUACCAGAAACAAGAGGGCAUGACAUUAUGCCAUAGAAAAAGACAUCACAUAUACAAUUAUUUAGCAAAGGGCAAGUUUAAGCUGCCUUUGCAAAUGUUACGACACGAAGGAACUAAUGUUUGGAUUAUCUCUGUUGCUUAGAGAUACCGAUUAGCAUUUCCCUGUCUAGCUGUAGGCCUUGGCUACCAGGUUCAUACACACUUCUGUUUUUAACUUCCCCAAUGUGAUACCAUCAACACAAUAGAGACAAAGGCUGCAUGUAUUAUACAGAUGUUGCAUUUCACAGGAAACCGCAAUUGACACAUUGUUGACAUCCCACCUAUGACACAUCUGUUUCCACUUUUUGUCUUGUAUACAAGACAAAUAUAUAUAUUUAUUUGGGGGGACUAAGAAAAUACAAACUGUCCUGGGAUAGGUUCAGUGUUCUUAAUCAUUUGUAAUAUCAACAGCAAUGUGAUUACAAUUGUUUGAGUUGUUUGCAAUAAAUAUGACGAUGGUGACACCA